CAAUUCCCCAAAGACAAUAACGGAGCUUUGUUGCUCAUCUUCCUCCCAAACACCUUCCUCCCAAACACAUCCACAACCCCUCUACAACAACCGCAACCAUGUCUGUUCCGGCUUUCCAGGAUAUCGCCAAGGCGGCGAACGAUCUCCUCAACAAGGAUUUCUACCACCUCUCUGCCGGCACCCUCGAGGUGAAGAGCAACACCCCCAACAAUGUCGCCUUCAAGGUCGCUGGCAAGAGCAGCCACGACAAUGCCACCAGCGGCACGAUCGAGGGCAAAUACGUUGACAAGUCCAAUGGCUUGACCCUCACCCAGACCUGGAACACCGCCAACACGCUGGAGACCAAGGUCGAGAUGGCCGACAACCUCACCAAGGGCCUCAAGGCCGAGGGUGUCUUCGCCUUCCUCCCGGCCACCCAGGCCCGCGGCGCCAAGUUCAACCUGCACUUCAAGCAGCCCAACUUCCACGGCCGUGCCUUCGUCGACCUGCUCAAGGGCCCCACCGCCAACAUCGAUGCCAUCGUCGGCCACGAGGGCUUCCUCGCCGGUGCCUCGGCCGGCUACGACGUCCAGAAGGCCAAGGUCACCGGCUACAGCGCCGCCGUCGGCUACCAGGCCCUGACCUACAGCGCCGCCAUCACGGCCACCGACAACCUCAGCGUCUUCGCCGCCAGCUACUACCACAAGGUCAACAGCCAGGUCGAGGCCGGCUCCAAGGCCACCUGGAACUCCAAGAGCGGCAACACCGUCGGCCUCGAGGUCGCCGCCAAGUACCGCCUUGACCCCGUCUCUUUCGUCAAGGGCAAGAUCAACGACCGCGGUGUCGCCGCCCUUGCCUACAACGUCCUCCUCCGCGAGGGCGUCACCCUCGGUGUUGGCGCUUCCUUUGAUACCCAGAAGCUCGACCAGGCCACCCACAAGGUCGGCACGAGCUUCACCUUUGAGUCGUAAAAUGCUGGCGCUAGAUAGGGUUGCGUUGGGUUUUGCGUCGGGAAUGAGUCUCGCGAUCUGAGCUCCGGGGAGGUCACCUUUGGUUGGGCACAACCGGUAGCCAUGUAUCAAUUCACUCAGCGUGCAUGUUUGGGACAUGUUGUACUGUACAGUAGACUCCUCAGCAGCGCAUAUGCGAAUUGCUAGCGAUGAUCCAUCUGAU
This is a messenger RNA of Chaetomium fimeti, 1152 nucleotides long. Its product is annotated as outer mitochondrial membrane protein porin. The transcript is spliced from 6 exons. Bases 99 to 950 code for a protein of 283 amino acids. Gene Ontology annotation, cellular component: mitochondrial outer membrane. Lineage: Eukaryota; Fungi; Ascomycota; Sordariomycetes; Sordariales; Chaetomiaceae. The record is from RefSeq and is a predicted model, not a curated record. Gene Ontology annotation, biological process: monoatomic anion transmembrane transport. Gene Ontology annotation, molecular function: voltage-gated monoatomic anion channel activity.